CGGGACCGUCUGGGGUCUGCGUUUGAAACGGCAGCGGGGGUGAGGCGAGGAAGAAAGGUGUCCGUGAGGAGUUGGGAGAGGAGUGUGUAUCAAGCAGAAGAGGCAGAAGCUGUUUCCACGGGAGGAAGAAUCCUGCAGCCGGCCAAGCCAGCACGGAGGCGGCCACCGCAUCCUCCCUGCGCCCGCACCCUCGCUCGCCUCCUCCUUCCCGAAGGAGCUGAAUUCUCCUGGAAGCACGGCAGGCAAGGAAGGAAGGAUUUGCCACAAAGAAUAUAUCACCCUCCUCCCAAGCGGCUGGAUACUGCAUUUUUAAUUUUUUUUUUUAAUUUUUUUUUCCUCCUUUCAGUCCCUCUUCUGUGUUUAAAUACCAAAUAUAGCCUCUUGGGGGGGAGGGGAUGGAAAUCUCUUAGAAGAAUUUGAAAUCUUGCUGGGAUUCGGGAGUGCGGGUGUUGCACGGCCCGAGAGAAGCACCGAGGGAGAAGGGGAGAUGUGCGGCUUUCCCUGACUGAGAUAUUCCACUUUCGGGAAGCCUGAAGGUUUGUUUGUUGAUCGGUCUGUUGUUUCUCCUCUUUUCCUCUUCUGGGUAACACUAAAUCCCUCAGCAUUAUUCAAAACAAAAAACCCGAAGUGUUCCUACGUGUAGCUGGGGGCUUUCUAAUUUUUUAAGGUAGUUUUCAUCAAGAAACGGACAAAACCCCCCCUUCACCCGGAGGCUUUUGAGGUUUGAGACUGAAAUGGAGCUGUUUUUCUCCCGAACACUACAUGCUGUUUAAAAGGAGCCGGGACGAAAAAACAUCAUCUUUCCUGAUCUCGAUACGACUCUCCCACCCUCGGCACCCACGAGGGAUGCUUCAAGGAGCUUGAUGUGGAAAAGCAAAGUUGGAGUGUCCUUAGAGACUUCGUCGUGUCCAGCGGCUUAAUCGUGGACUUUGUUGUGUUAUUUUUUUUUUUAAAGUGGAUUCGUAGCAUACUUUUAUGAAUUAAAUAUUGCCCCCGUUUGUACAGAAGCCAAAUGACACGUGUGUUUUGAAACACGGUUCCAAAUAUAUCCAUCCCUCAACCCGGAUUCUCGCUAGAAAUAGCCGGAGGGAGAUCGUCAGUGUCUAAAGAAAUCUGAUUUUACUCUUCUAUGAACUUUUAGCUGCUGCAGAAAUGUUGCAACAGAUUGCUUUAUAAACAAUUCAGCAAGACAGGAGAUUUUCCAGCUUGCAGGACCUAGGAAACUGGAUACUUAAACUCACUUAAAUGUUUUAACAGCAUUGGAAAAUGGGAGCUGCUACUAAGUUGGCGUUCGCUGUUUUUCUUAUCUCUUGUUCUUCAGGUGCCAUACUUGGCAGAUCAGAAACACAGUGUAUCUACUACAAUGCUAACUGGGAAAAAGACAAAACAAACCGCAGUGGGAUUGAACCUUGUUAUGGUGAUAAAGAUAAAAGACAACACUGCUUUGCUACGUGGAAGAAUAUUUCUGGAUCAAUUGAAAUUGUGAAGCAAGGCUGCUGGCUAGAUGACAUCAAUUGUUAUGACAGGAGUGAUUGCAUAGAGAAGAGAGACAGCCCUGAAGUGUUUUUCUGUUGCUGUGAGGGCAACAUGUGUAACGAGCGCUUCUUUUAUUUCCCAGAAAUGGAGGUCACGCAGCCAACUUCCAACCCUGUUACACCUAAGCCACCUCUCUUCAACACUUUGCUGUAUUCAUUGGUGCCUAUCAUGGGAAUUGCAGUGAUUGUGCUCUUUUCAUUCUGGAUGUACAGACAUCACAAGCUGGCAUAUCCUCCAGUGCUUGUUCCUACCCAGGAUCCUGGACCACCACCACCUUCACCAUUGAUGGGUUUGAAGCCUUUGCAGUUACUGGAGAUCAAAGCCAGAGGAAGAUUUGGUUGUGUGUGGAAAGCUCAGCUCCUGAACGAGUAUGUUGCAGUCAAAAUAUUCCCUAUUCAGGACAAACAAUCCUGGCAGAACGAGUAUGAAAUUUACAGUUUGCCUGGGAUGAAGCAUGACAACAUCCUGCAGUUCAUUGGGGCAGAGAAAAGAGGCACCAGCAUUGAUGUGGAUCUCUGGUUAAUUACAGCAUUUCAUGAGAAGGGUUCCUUAACAGACUUUCUGAAGGCUAACGUGGUCUCUUGGAAUGAGCUGUGUCAUAUUGCUCAGACUAUGGCCAGAGGCUUGGCUUAUCUCCACGAAGAUAUACCAGGACUGAAAGAUGGACAUAAACCUGCUAUCUCACACAGGGACAUCAAAAGCAAGAAUGUGCUGCUGAAAAAUAAUCUUACAGCUUGUAUUGCUGAUUUUGGUCUAGCUUUAAAGUUUGAGGCUGGAAAAUCUGCAGGGGAUACCCAUGGACAGGUUGGGACACGAAGAUACAUGGCUCCUGAGGUGCUAGAAGGUGCUAUAAACUUCCAAAGGGAUGCAUUUCUGAGGAUAGACAUGUAUGCCAUGGGAUUGGUCCUCUGGGAACUGGCAUCACGCUGCACAGCUGCAGAUGGCCCAGUAGAUGAGUACAUGUUGCCAUUUGAAGAAGAAAUUGGCCAGCACCCCUCCCUAGAAGACAUGCAGGAAGUUGUAGUUCACAAAAAGAAGCGACCUGUUUUAAGAGAGUGUUGGCAGAAACACUCUGGGAUGGCGAUGCUGUGCGAGACCAUCGAGGAGUGCUGGGAUCACGACGCGGAGGCCAGGCUGUCAGCGGGCUGCGUAGAAGAACGGAUCAUUCAGAUGCAAAAAUUAACUAACAUUAUCACCACAGAGGACAUCGUGACUGUGGUCACAAUGGUGACAAACGUUGACUUUCCUCCCAAAGAAUCCAGUCUAUGAUAGUUGCACUGGUCAUGGAACUGACCGCCAGGACUCUUCACCGGAGCUGCUAACGCUGAGGGGACAGCUGGCGCCGUCGCUGUGUCUGUGUGCAGAGGAUGGUGAGUGUCUCUGGAACAGCCUCGAGAGGUGGCUUUGGUUUGGUGGUUUUUUUGUUUCCUUUGUUUCCUUCCCUCUUCCUCACCGUGGAUCCAUGAGACUCUUUUUGCAUUCCUGCUUACACCUGAAGGACGUGGGACUGAGAAAGGAACACCGUGCUGUUAAGGAACUGAAAUGAAGAAUAUGGACCUGUCCGGGGCUAAUGGAGAGUUUUAAAAACUGACAUCAGAUUUCUUAAUACUUUGUCAGAAGAGACUAAUUCCUUUAAAUGAACUACUGUUAUUUUUUUUAAAUCAAAACAUUUCAUUUCAGAUUUAAAAAAGAAAAAAAAAAAAAAAGAGAAAAAAAAAAGGGUAACUUGUUUUUAUUGCAUUUGCUGUUGUUUAUAAAAAUGACUAUUGUAAUGCCAAUAUGACACAGCUUGUGAAUGUUUAGUGUGCUGCUGUUCAGUGUACAUAAACAAAAGUAAUCAAGUGGGAUAUAGCAAAGAGGCUUCCAAGUAUUACUUAACCUCCCUCAACAAGGUAUACCUCAGUUCCACCUCUGCUAAAUUAUGAGAUUGACAACACUAACAGAAAUUUGAAUAAUAAAUCAAUCCAUGUUUUGUAAAUGAUGUAUUUCAAAUUCACUGUGUUAUUUAAAAAGGGUAAGCUAUGCUUCAUGCCAACAGUAAAUGGCCAUUCCUAAAGCAGUGUUUUUAGCCUUUUCUUGUACUAGCUUGUUGUGUAUAAAAAAAAAAAGUGCUGUUUAUUGAAACAGAAUUUCCCUUCCUGUUUUAGUUGAAACCUUUUCUCUUACCUCCAUUUCCCAGAAUAUCUCAUACAUUUAUUUAACUGAAUACUAUUUAGGUUUGCUGUGUCUGAGGAAUAUUUGAAAUCUUAAGCAUGACUUUUUUUUUUUUUUUUUAAAUUUCUGUGAGCUAUGACACUGGAAAGCUCUGAAUCCUUUUUUUUUUAAAAAAAAAAAAUCUUUUUUUCCUAUUUAUGUUUGUGCAGAAGUCUGCCUAGCGUGUUGUGUUUCACUAAGCAGUAUGCAGUGGGGUCUGUAUGACUGUUUCAGGAUCACCUCAGGAAGCUCCGUUACCCUCAAUUCCUUUUCCUCUCUGCUUGGAGAUUUGCAACUUCACUACUCCCAGCUCGGUGCCGUCCCAUUGGACUCCUCCUCCCUGUCUGGGACACCACCCAGGGGUAGCCUAGAAUCAAGAGCAAGGUUCUAGCCACAGAUGAAACCCACAAAUUUCAGGGAUGAUUUAGUUACAACUUCAGAUAUGCAACGACUAUUCAGAGGUAACGAACACCAAUGUUAUUGGUCCAUAGCACAGAAAAACUGAGGAAAACCAUGGAAAUGACAACUUUGACAACUCCAGGAGGCUUUUUUGAGUAUAGGAAGUCAUGCCUUACCUGCAAAUUACUGAGUGACUGGUAGGUGGGUGCCAGAGUGCUCCUCAGAAGUGCUGUUUCACUGCAUUUAUUUGAUUCUUUUCCCAAACUUCCAAGUAAAAUCUAUUUUGGAAAGCUCCAGAGUGCAGGACUGAUGGUAGCUGUGCUCUGCUGCCUGUUCCAUCACUGGGUUGGUUUUCCACCACACUCACUUGGCUCUCAGAAGCUUGGAAUGUUGCAGUUUAGGAGCUGACUGUGAGAGUUAUCUCAAAAAUUGAUCUCUGCAGCCCCCAGACACUUGUUUCACAUGGACAGGAGCUUGAACUCCAGGAGCAGUAAGAGACAUCCCAGAUAGAGAAGAGUCAAGUCAGCCUAAUCUUGCCAGGGAGGGGAAGGAAGGUCCCAGGUGCUGUCUGUCUGUCUGUCUUGCUGUUCCUCACCUCCAUGCCUCAGGUCCCAGGCAGCCAGAAGAGCCCAGUUCUGCUUUCAAGGUCCUUGGUACUGUAGGGUACGAGUUGGGGGUGUUCAGCUUGGCUCUAAAAAGGAAGAAACCUUGUUUGUGGCCACUUCUUUGACUGAUGCUUUCAUUGUGCUUCAGUUUUUAAUCCAAGAUGUGACUUGAUCCACACGGCAGGACAUGAGUGUAGCUGCUGAGUUCUGAACAGAGAAGAAUCCAUGGGUACUUCACUGAAGACCUUUGUGCUCCCAAUGAAUUUUACCCCUUUACAAGCAGAAAUGGAGUAAACACAGUUGGUUAAUAAUCUCUUCUUCAGGAUCUGAUGCAGAAAUUGCUGCAUCAUCUCUGUGUGAGCCUUUAAACAUCAGGUCCUGCAUGCUGUGGCAGCAUGUGGUGGGGCCCCUGGUGUUGGCCCUGGCUGAGGUCACUGUCUUGGCACUGGAUGAUAGCCCUGAUGGCUGAAAUGUUGUAAUUCUGUUUCCUGGUUUUUAACAGCAUCAUUUAGUGGCUCUGGGAAAAGGAUGGUCACAGUAUAAAUAAAUGCUCUUUAACUGCCAGAGCUGCUCUGGUGCAGCCCUUUGUGCAGGG
Messenger RNA from Calypte anna (Anna's hummingbird), 5328 nucleotides. RefSeq names its product activin A receptor type 2A (gene ACVR2A). Gene Ontology annotation, cellular component: activin receptor complex; plasma membrane. NCBI's taxonomy places the organism in Eukaryota, Metazoa, Chordata, Aves, Apodiformes, Trochilidae. Gene Ontology annotation, molecular function: activin binding; activin receptor activity; ATP binding. The transcript is spliced from 11 exons. The coding region runs from base 1267 to 2805 and encodes 512 amino acids. The record is from RefSeq and is a predicted model, not a curated record. Gene Ontology annotation, biological process: protein phosphorylation; cellular response to growth factor stimulus; activin receptor signaling pathway.